Messenger RNA from Gamsiella multidivaricata, 2145 nucleotides. RefSeq names its product acyl-CoA dehydrogenase/oxidase C-terminal. The coding region runs from base 1 to 2145 and encodes 714 amino acids. Gene Ontology annotation, cellular component: peroxisome. NCBI's taxonomy places the organism in Eukaryota, Fungi, Mortierellomycota, Mortierellomycetes, Mortierellales, Mortierellaceae. Gene Ontology annotation, molecular function: fatty acid binding; FAD binding; acyl-CoA oxidase activity. The transcript has 4 exons. Gene Ontology annotation, biological process: fatty acid beta-oxidation using acyl-CoA oxidase; lipid homeostasis. The record is from RefSeq and is a predicted model, not a curated record.
AUGUCCGAGUCCAUCCUUUCACAACGCCUUAGCCAUGUCCAAAAUCACCUGCAGGUCGCUCCUUGUGCCGCUGAGGAGGAGUCAAGGAUAAAAACUCCAAUCGAGUCUAUGGCUGAGGAGAGACAAAAGGCUACGUUCAAUGUCAGAGAGUUGACCUAUUAUUUGGAUGGAGGUGAAAAGUUCACCAAGGUCCGAGAAAAGUUCAUGAUGGAACUCGAACGUGAUCCCACCUUCCGCAUGUACGAUAUGUACGAUGUUACCAAAGAUCAGAUCAGAGAACGCACAAUGGAGAAGUUCCGCACGAUUGUGCACUACGUUUCUGCAGAACCCGUCCCAAUCUUUACCAUGCGCAUGCAGACCAUCUCUUUGAUCGAUCCCGGCUUCUGGACCCGUUUUGGUGUCCACUACGGUCUGUUCUUCGGUGCCCUCCGCGGCUCUGCUACCUCAGCUCAGUUCUCGCACUGGGUCUCCAAGGGUGCCCUGGCCCUGAAUGGUAUGGUUGGAUGCUUUGCCAUGACUGAGUUGGGCCACGGCUCCAACGUCGCUGGACUUGAGACUACCGCCACGUUCGACGAGACGUCCGAUCAAUUCAUUAUCCAUACUCCCACCAUCACCGCGACCAAAUGGUGGAUCGGAGGUGCCGCUCACACGGCCACCCACUGCGUCGUCUUUGCACAACUGAUCGUGCGUGGUAAGCGUUACGGAACAAAGUCCUUUGUGGUUCAACUCCGUGAUACCCACACUUAUAUGCUGAUGCCCGGCGUCAACAUUGGCGAUAUCGGAAAGAAGAUGGGUCGCGAUGGUAUCGAUAACGGCUGGAUCCAGUUCACGAACGUUCGCAUCCCUCGUACCAACAUGCUGAUGAAGCACACCAAGGUGUCACGCGCUGGUGAGGUUAAGGAACCCCCUAUGGCCCAGCUCACUUACGGUGCCUUGAUCCAAGGUCGUGUUGCCAUGGUUGUCGACUCGGGCAACAUCGCCAAGAAAGCUGUCACCAUCGCCGGUCGCUACGCUGCUGUCCGUCGCCAGUUCUCUUCCAAUCCUCACGAUGUGCAGGAGACCAAGCUGAUCGACUAUGCCAUCCACCAGUACCGCCUCAUGCCUCUCCUGGCUCAGGCUUUUGCCUUCCAUUUCACGGGUGUCGAGACCAACAAACUGUACGAAGAGCUUAUGGACAAGCUGGAAUCGACCCAGCCUGGCGAUGCCUCCAUGGGUGAGGUGAUCGAUACUCUCAAGGAGACCCAUGCCACCUCUGCUGGCCUAAAGGCCUUCUGCACCUGGGCGACUUUGAACGCCAUUGAGGCUUGUCGUCAGACCCUCGGCGGUCACGGAUACUCCUCCUACACCGGCCUUGCUACGACCUACAACGACUUUGCAGUUCACUGCACCUGGGAAGGAGACAACACUAUCUUGACACUUCAGUCGGGACGCUACCUAGUCAACUGUUACCGUGAAGCGCUUAGUGGCAAGUCUCAGCCCGAGGGAGUCGAGUACCUCAACCAUCUCGAUACCCUUCUCACUCAAGGAUGCGCUGUCAAGACCCACGAUGAAAUCCUGGACUUUGGCGUUAUUCAGGAGGCUUGGGGUGUCGUUACUGCUAAUGUUGUCAAGAAGGCUGGAGAUGACUUUGAGACCUCUCUCAAGCAAGGCAUGAACCCCGAGGCAGCGUACGAGGAAUGCUCUCAGGCGCGUCUCGCUGCUGCAAAAAUUCACUCUUUCGGCUAUGUCUUCCGUCGCUUUGCCCAGGCUGUCAGGAAUGCUCCCGAGGGACUUCGCCCCGUUCUCACCAAGGUCUGCCUCCUUUACGGUCUCUAUUCGAUCGAGCAGAACUCUGGCUUCUUCUUGCAGUACCGCUACUUCACUCCCUCGCAGAUGGACUAUGUUCGUAGCCAAGUUAAUGUUCUCUGCCGCGAUGUUCGCCAGGAGUACAUCCCAUUGAUCGAUUCAUUCAAUUACUCGGAUUACAUGAUCAACUCUCCUUUGGGCGCGUACGACGGAAACGUGUACGAGAAGUAUUUUGAGCAGGUUAAGAAACAGAACCCAGUUGGCCAGCCCCAUCCAUACUUGCCCCUGAUCCAGUCGCUCCUCCGUCGCGAUAUUGAAGAUGACGAGCCCUUGGAGGAGGACGACGACGACGAUGAAUAG